GGCCUCCGGGGUUUUCCCGGACUGCUCUUUGGCUGCUGUAAGGGACAGUCUACAAACUGACAAGAGGCGUCAACCUUUUCCCUUAGGGGGCGGAUUCCGGUAGGAGCCGAGCGUUCGGUCGGAGACGCCCCUUUCAGCGUGAGGCGGGGAGAGAGGCUGUGCCCGGAGCCUGCAGGGCGCCGCCUUACCUUUGUGGGACAUGGCCCGCUGUGGGGAGGGUGGCGCGGCCCCGAUCGUACAGCUGGGGUCCCCUGGAGUUUGCAGUAAGGGGUUACCAAGGAAGGGGCCGUGUGAGCGGCGCCGGCUGAAGGCGUUGGUGUCGGAGCAGCUCGGCCAGGAUCUGCUCAGGCUUCUAAGAGAAGAAAUCCAUACAGAUGUUACUUUCUCUAUAGGCUGUACUUUGUUCAAAGCACACAGAGCAAUUCUUUUAGCAAGAGUUCCUGACUUCUAUUUUUGUAGUAUUGGACAGACAUCAAAUGAUUUAACAAAUCAUGAGCCUAUUGCUGUGGAGAACUUUGAAGCUUCAGAAUUUAAAACAUUUUUACAGAUUGUAUACUCAUCAAACAGAAACUUAAAAAACUAUGAAAAGGAAAUUCUUAGGAAAAAGAUAGUAGAGCACGGGGUACCACAAACACAACAUGACUUCAGUUUUGGAAAGUGUACUGACAAUGAUGGAAGACCACCUACAGAGUUCUUAGAUAAAAAAUCACCUGAUUGUUCUCUUCUGAAGCAUGAAAUUCCAGAUAUGAACGAUGGAGAGGACAAUUUUGUUUCCAGUGAUAUUUAUGACUUGGAACCUGCAUCUGAAUUAGGAGAAGAUAUAUUGAAACUUUACGUGAAACAACUUUGCCCAGAUAUUGAUAUUUACGUUGAUGGAAAAAGUUUUAAAACUCACAGAGCCAUUUUAAGCGCCAGAUCUAGUUAUUUUGCUGCAAUGCUGAGUGGAUGUUGGGCGGAAAGCUCUCAAGAGUACAUUACUCUUCAAGGUAUAAACCAUGUAGAAAUGAACGUUAUGAUGUAUUUUGUAUAUGGAGGGACUUUGGACUUUCCAGACAAAGCUAAUGUUGGUAAGAUACUCAAUAUGGCUGAUAUGUAUGGACUAGAAGGAUUAAAAGAAGUAGCAAUCUAUAUUUUAAGAAGAGAUUACUGUAAUUUCUUUCAGAAGCCUGUCCCUAGAAGCUUGGCAUCUAUACUAGAAUGCCUGGUUAUUGCUCAUUCAGUUGGAGUAGAAAGUCUUUUUGCUGACUGCAUGAAGUGGAUUGUAAAGCAUUUCGGAAGGUUUUGGUCUGAGAGAAGCUUUGCAAAUGUACCUCCUGAGAUUCAGAAACAUUGUCUUAACAUGUUGAUUCAGUCCUUAAAUGAUAAGAAUGCUGCUUUUCUUCUGAUGGAAAGUGACAGGCUAAUCAUCAGUUUACCCAGAGUGAAGUGGACAGAAGCAGCACUGACUAUGGCAUCUCAGCUACAGGAAGAAUGUAUUGCAUUUAUUAUAGAAAACUUCUCCAAGAUCAUUCAAAGUGAAAAUUUUGCUCUUCUCUUACAGUCACAAGCAAUGAGCAGCACAGCUGAUCUGUUGGAAAAAAUUUUAAAAGCAAUUGAAGAAAACAUUACCACCGAGAAUAGUUGCUCUCUUCUUAUGGCUCUGGACAUGUUACUGAACUCUGACAGUACAAAAGAAAUGGGUUUUACGUGCAAGAUCCAGGCUCUGCGUGAUAAGCUGUGGAUCUUCCUGGUUCAGUCUUUCUAUGCUGUUCGUCACACAGAAAGCUGGAAGCUGAUGAGCACAGAUGAUCAACAGAAAAUCCAAGCAGCUGCUUUUGACAAAGGUGAUGAUCGAAGACUUGGUAAAAAGCCUAUAUUCAGUAGCUCUCAGCAAAGGAGACAAGUUUCUGACUCUGGUGUUAUAAAAAACAAAUCUCUGAGAGAAAAUAACAAGAAAGAGUGCUGGAGUUGUCCCUCUACUAAUCAAAAGAUGAAAUCCGAUGGAUUAGGAGCAUCUGGACAUUCAUCAAGUACUAAUAGAAAAACUAUAAAUACAACUUUGAAGCAUGAUGACUUCAAGGAAAAGGAUAGUAUGAAAAUAGCUCCUAAGGUUACAAAAGAAUUAAAAUCUGGGGGAAAAAAUGUUUCUGGAAAGCCCAAAGCUAUAAUAAAACCGAAAACAGAAAACAAUGAUAAUACCAAGUCAGCAAACAUGUCACCUAGACAAGCUGUAGAAAGAUCAGCAACAGCAGCAACAAAUGGACCCAAAAAUACAUUCAAUGGAAAAGGAGUGAGAGGCCAAGAAGGACAGAUUUCAGGUGCCAGACCCAAGGUACUCACUGGAAACUUAAAUGUGCAAGCCAGAGUAAAGCCUUUGAAGAAAGUGACAGGAAAAGAUUCUCCAUGCCUCGGCAUCACAGAACCCUCCAGCAGAUCUACAAAUUCAAGUAUGGAAUUAUUGGUUCCCCCUGAAUGUCUGGAUGAACCCAAAGAAAAUGGAUCAUUUGGAGAAGAGAAGCCAUCUGGUCAUGAACUGUCCUUUUGUGACUCUCCAGGACAGACAGAGAAAAACAGUGUAGAAUGUAUCAAAACUUCCACUGUAGCAGUAAAAUCUCAACCUGUUUCAAAAGUUACCAAUGGAACUUUCAAUAAAAAAAGCAUCCAUGAACAAGAAACUAAUAUAAAUAAUAGUGCGCUAAAGAAGGUCACUAGCAAAGGAUAUAGUGAUCCAGUACCACAGGCAAUUUUAAAGAAAAGAGGAAAUGACAAUGGAUGUGCUGCAGCUCAGCAGAGGACAAAGAAUACCCCAUCCAAUCUUGCCAAAACUCAAGGAUCCCAAGGAGACUCACCAAAUUCAGUAAAAUCUUCAGUCUCUUCAAGGCAGUCUGAUGGAAAUGUAACAAAGUUGGACCACAGUAUAACAGAUAAACAAACACCUAAGAGAAAAAUUGUCAAGCAGGGGCACACAACUUUACCUAAGGUUAAUGCAAAAAUAGUGGCGAUACCUAAAAACCUACAUCAAUCUAAGAAAGGUGAAACUUUGAAUAAUAAAGAUUCAAAACAGAAAAUGUUUCCUGGACAGGCCACAUUGAAGACUCAGUCUUCUUCUCAAAGACCUUUAAAAAGUGAAACAUCUGUUGUCCAGAAGAGUAAUAACAAGGGCAGUGUUACUGAACAGAAGCCUCAUGAACCUCUAAUUAACCUCACCUCUGAAAACCGUGGUAUGGAAGCAUCCCAGUCAUCAUGCACACCUGAGCCACAAAAGCCAUUAAACAAUCAAGAAAACGAGAAAUUGGUAUUGGAAUGCCAAAAUAUUUCAAAUCUGGAUAAAUCAAUAAAACCUGAAUUGGAAUCAAGACAGAUUUGUUCAGAUAAAAGUGAAACACAAUCUUCCAGUCAUAAAGAAACAGAUUGUUGCAACACAGGUAAACUACAUUGUCAUUCUGAUGGAAGUGAUAAUGUAGAUCCAAAGUGUUGUAGCACCGUUGUCAUAAAAUCCAUGAUUUCAAAUCCAAAUGAAAACCUCUUGAACUCUAAUCCAGUUUGUGAUUUAGACUCAGCAAAUGAAGAGCAAAUUUAUUCAGUAUUAGAUAAGGAGAAGCCUAUAGGGAGAAAAGACAUGAUCAAAAACUCAAGCAUUAAAUGUGUGAAAGAUGUUUUACCUUGUGUUCUUGAAAGAACAAAUAGUACUUUACAUACCAUUCAAGAUGAUAGAAAAUCUAAAUUUUAUGUAGAACAGACAAUUCCUAGUCAGUUAUCUGAUGACUCUGCUAUGAAUGAAGACAAAGAUGCUACUGCAGACUCGGAUAGCUCCUCCAAGUGCUUUUUAGAACCAAUAUCAGGAAAAAAUUCUCCUAAAGAUAUGGAAACAACAGCAACUCCAGAUUGCCAUGAAAAUCCAGAAGCUCCAUUCAUGAGUCACUGGAAUUUGAGUGCCAGUGUUCUGCAUCAGAGAGAGAGUCCUGAAUCUGACACUGGCAGUGCUACCACGUCCUCUGAUGACAUAAAGCCCAGGUCUGAAGACUACGAUGCUGGAGGGUCUCAGGAUGAUGAUGGGUCAAAUGACAGAGGUAUUUCUAAAUGUGGCACUAUGCUGUGCCAUGAUUUUCUUGGAAGAAGCAGCAGUGAUACCAGUACUCCUGAAGAAUUAAAAAUAUAUGAUAGUAACUUAAGAAUUGAAGUGAAAAUGAAAAAGCAAAGUAGUAAUGAUCUUUUCCAAGUUAAUUCGACAAGUGAUGAUGAGAUUCCUAGGAAAAGGCCAGAAAUUUGGUCUCGGUCUACAAUAGUCCACCCUAAGGAAAAAGAUAAUAUUCUACGAGGCAGUGUCCAGUUUGCUCAGGAAGUAGAUCAAGUUUCUUCCUCAGCAGAUGAAACAGAAGAUGAAAGAUCUGAAGCUGAAAAUGUUGCAGAAAAUUUCUCAAUAUCUAACUUAGCUCCUCAGCAUUUUCAGGGGAUAAUUAAUUUAGCGUUUGAAGAUGCAGCUGAAAAUGAAAGUCACGAGUUUUCUGCAACUAAAAUUUUUAAAAGGUCAAUUUUACUUUCAGUAGAUGAAUGUGAAGAACUGGGAUCUGAUGAAGGGGAAGUUCAUACUCCCUUGCAGCCUUCUAUAGAUUCUCUUUCACCUUCUGAUGUUUUUGAUGGCAUUUCUCAUGAACAUCCUAGAAAGACCUGCUAUUCCAGAGGUUCACAAGGAAGUGAAGGCAGUAUUUUUGAAUGUAAACAAGAUAAAGGCAAUAGUGUAUGUAAAAAUGAAAGCUUUCUCUUGGGCUUUAAUAGCACUGACUCUCCAAGAAAAGAUAAACAGAGUGCUUCGGCCACAGAAAAAUCUGCAAUUGAUGUCCUGUCCAAAGGAAGCAGACAACUUCUUCUGGAAAAUAAAAAAAUAAACAAUGGAAGCAAUGUAGAUAAUGACUUUCAGCAACGUAGCAAACUCUCAGAUAAUGAUACAAAAUCUCAAGAAAGACCAUGUCAUUUGGAGCUUCAUCAAAGAGAACCCAAUUCUGACAUACCAAAGACCAGCUCUAUAAAAACUCUGGACUCCUGUUGGAGUCAGCUUCUGCCUCAGGAAGUUCAAGUGAAAGAGAGCCAUUCUACAGCUACUGAAAAAGCUAAUAUUGCUUUAUCUGCAGGAGACAUAGAUGAUUGUGAUACACUGGCACAAACCUACAUGUAUGACCAUCGGCCUUCAAAAACCCUCUCUCCAAUAUAUGAGAUGGAUGUAAUAGAAGCAUUUGAGCAGAAAAUGGAAUCAGAAACACACAUUACAGACAUGGAUUUUGAAGAUGAUCAGUACUUUGCAAAACAAGAUUGGACACUAUUAAGGCAACUGCUCUCUGAACAGGAUUCAAACUUAAAUAUUACAAAUUCUGUUCCUGAAGACUUAAAUUUAGCACAGUAUCUAAUCAAUCAGACACUCCUUUUAGCACGAGACAGCUCAAAACCUCAGGGUAAAGCACAUGUUGACACUUUGAACAGAUGGAGUGAACUAACCUCUCCACUGGAUUCCUCAGCAAGCAUCACCAUGGCUAGUUCUUCCUCGGAAGAUUGUUCACCCCAAGGGGAAUGGACAAUUCUGGAACUGGAAACUCAGCAUUAAGAGUGCUAACACUUUGGAAAUUUUUGAACCAUGCCAACCCUUUUAUUUUUUUGAUGUUUAUAUUAUAUCCAAAUGAUAAUUACAUUAGCCAGAGAUACACUGCCCUUAAUAUUGAGGGAGUCUUUCCAGUUUAUUGAAGUAAACAUAGUUUGUUUAUUAAUAUGAUAUCACAUGUAGAAAACAAGUUUUUCUAAUAUUUUGAGCAUGUUUUAUUAGAAAAAUUAGAAGAUUAUAAGGAAGCCCUUCAGUUUUCUUUCCUUACUGAUCAUUCACUUAUCAUUCAAGAAUUUAAAAUGUGAAUGAAUGCACAGGUAAUCUCUUCCUUUACUUUUUUGCUCUGCAUAUGGCAACAUAGUAAUUUAACAAUAAAAAAUGUAUUGUGCUUGUGUCAAUUAUGUAGUUAAUCUGUGAGUAACAUUCAAACUUGGGUUGGUGGGUUGGUGUGGUUGAGGCUGACAGCUGAAUAUUAGAAAAAACCUUGAAGGUGUUAUGCUCAGUGAAAUAAGUCAGACAGAGAAAGACAAAG
Messenger RNA from Molossus molossus (Pallas's mastiff bat), 6101 nucleotides. It is a transcript of the gene BTBD8, whose product is annotated as BTB domain containing 8. The record is from RefSeq and is a predicted model, not a curated record. Gene Ontology annotation, molecular function: protein binding. The transcript has 18 exons. NCBI's taxonomy places the organism in Eukaryota, Metazoa, Chordata, Mammalia, Chiroptera, Molossidae. Bases 200 to 5575 code for a protein of 1791 amino acids. Gene Ontology annotation, cellular component: neuron projection terminus; synaptic vesicle.